AUGCCUGCCGAUACGCAGCAAAACAUCGAACGCAAAAGUUUCUUAAAAGGAAUAAAAUCUCUUCAAAUACCGUCACAUCCCCUGAACAGUGGUACAAGAACUCAGAUAAACAACAGCAACAGCGAUAGCGGAAGGCAGUAUAUCAACAACAGCAAUGGAAAUCAAUGGAAUGCGGAGACCCAGAACUUCGAUAUUAAGCAGAAGGAGGACUUCGGCUUCCAUAGGCCUGUUGGUCUCUGUCUCCGGAAAGCACCAAUUAUCGCACGAGAGCUUUUUAUUGGCCGUGUCUCUGAGCUUAAUCAAAUGGAAGAGCAUUUAAAUGGAGCUCAACGUCAACCAUGCCUAGUUCUCGGUGGGAUGGGUGGCAUCGGCAAGACUCGACUUGCUCUCACCUACGCCGAGUCGCAAUCUGAUUUUUAUGGCUCAGUCUUCUGGCUUAAUGCAACAAGCGAAGCUACAAUUAUAGAUAGUUUUCGGCAUCAUUUUUGA
Molecule: messenger RNA, 489 nt
Organism: Penicillium taxi
Lineage: Eukaryota; Fungi; Ascomycota; Eurotiomycetes; Eurotiales; Aspergillaceae
Exons: 3
Coding region: 1-489 (162 amino acids)
Source: RefSeq, a predicted model, not a curated record